UUUUGUUAUGGUUUGUUUUUAUUGUUCAUCUGUAUUAUGUACCCUCAAUCAGGGCAUUGCUGCAAAAGAGCCCUGUGCUCAGUCAAUUCUCCCUGAAUAAAUAAUGAUGAUAAAGAUGAUAUACGUUGCGAUUUAUAGUCUGGAAAAUACGGUAUUAAUUUGUAUUUGUUUUUGUUUUUUUAUAGCAACCCAACUUAACGGUUCCAGCCAAUGGUCAUCACCUAGCAACAGCAGCACACAAGGAGGGCAGAAUAUCCCACUGGGAGAAGAUAUAAACAAGGUGCUGUCACUACUUAAGUUAAAAUCCCAGACCACAGCUAAAGAUCCUGCUAAACCUCCUAUAGUCCCGCCCCCUCAGGGCAACCAAUCAGGGCCACCUAUGAAACUGCUCCCCGUCCCAAUCUUUAAAAACGGUGAAAAACCUUCUGAGAAAGCUGACAAAGAUGCCAAGGGCUUACCAGACACACCAAGCACUUCUGACCUCACUGAGUCCCUGGCAAAACAUGCUGGGAAAGUCCCCUCCAGUCGCUCAUCGCUCGUUCCUGAAGACGGAGCACCCGAGGGCCCAGCUGUUGUGGCACAGAAUGGCAGAGAUCUGAAACAGAAUGGCAGAGGUCUGAAAGGCAGUUUCCUGGAUGUGGAUGGUCCUGAUGACCGCUCCGAGUCACUGGCAGAGGAUAGCAGGCCGGUAAACGCCUCGAGCUUGGAACAAGAGAACCAGAGUCAGCCCAGAGAGGUUCCUACUCAAGGGGAGGCUCCCGACUGCAACAUCGAGGAACCAGAAGAGGACCCAUCUUUAGAUGCGGCCGUGGCUACAGACAGGGCAGAGCAGCAGUGUGCAGACGAGGCUGCAGCGGCGGCCUUGACUUCAGAGGAGUCCAGUAAGGAGGCUGUGUGUGCAGCGCUGCUGUCGUCUCUCGUGGUGGAGAACGGCGUCCCAAAACCUAGACGAGGUCGGCCCCCCAAGCAGGCCAAGGCUGCCCCCUCUCUGCCCGAAGCAAAGACUAGACCACCUCCACCCCAGAAGGUCAAACACUCUCCAAGGCUCCACCCCGAGGGUCGUCAGCUGCGGAGCCGCUCACCAGCGCUUGGGCGUGCACACACACGGAGAGGGCAGAGGAGGGGCCGGAAAUGAGUGUUGGUACUACAGGAGAAGAACACAGAGGAAAGAGAAGAAGAGAACAGAGGACAGAGAAGAAAGACAUGAAUGCGCUCUCUAUCCAUCCAACAGACGACCGGAAGCUGGCAUGAGCCCGGGCAGUGUUUGGGUUUAGUUAUCUAGAUGAUCUCAAAUCGUAAUCGUCUGGUUUCUGUUAACUAAAUCAGCCCUGAACCUCAGUUCAGAGAGAGCACAGUGGUGUGUACAGCUGCAGAGCUCAACAAACACUCAGGAAUGUUUAACACUGUGACAGCUCGAAACAAAUGUCUUUAUUGCAUUGAUGAGUUUUUGUUUGUUUUCUAUUUACGGGGGGGAAUUCUACAGGAAAUAACAACUCCCCUCUCAGACAUUUUUUGUAAAGCAUUAAUUUAAUGUGUGGCUACCGCAUGGAUUACUGGUGGGCACAGACACUGGUGGGCACAGACACUGGUGGGCACAGACACUGGUGGGCACAGACGGAUUACUGGUGGGCACAGACGUUUAGUUUACCCCAUAUUGGGGGCUGCCUUGUUCCUGUAUGUACUGACAUAAGUGUAUAUUUUUAAGUGCCUGAACAAGAAAUGGUCGUCAUACAGGUUUCUGAGUUAUUGUAAACCAAAAGUUUAUCAUGCCUUCUGUAAUUGUAAGGAACGUAACUACUCUGUUCAAUAAACUGACGUUGAUAAGUGAAGGUGAAUUAGGAAGUUCAGAAGCCACACACUUACCAUUUAUGAAAUGUAACAUGCUGCCUAAGAUGGAUAUUGUGUUGUUAUAGAGGUCAUUGCUGCAGGGAUGUUUUACCUGAUUUAAAAUGAUGAUCAUUAAUGUCGAGAGAGGCCUUAUCCCAGAGCCCAAUGAUGGUCAUUAAUGUCGAUAUAGAGGCCUUAUCCCAGAGCCCAAUGAUGGUCAUUAAUGUCAAUAGAGGCCUUAUCCCAGAGCC
Messenger RNA from Clupea harengus (Atlantic herring), 2078 nucleotides. Its product is annotated as actin-binding protein-like. Bases 104 to 1135 code for a protein of 343 amino acids. The record is from RefSeq and is a predicted model, not a curated record. Lineage: Eukaryota; Metazoa; Chordata; Actinopteri; Clupeiformes; Clupeidae. The transcript has 3 exons.